Dovyalis caffra is the source of this 180-nucleotide messenger RNA. Lineage: Eukaryota; Viridiplantae; Streptophyta; Magnoliopsida; Malpighiales; Salicaceae. The record is from the annotation of a GenBank genome assembly.
AUGGCAACCAGUGAAAGUUUGAUCGAACUGCUAGCCACCGAAAGAGGAAAUCUCGAUGACUUAGUUCAUGUUGAUGACUAUCAGUUCACUGAUUGCCCAAAACUUGAUUAUGGAUUUCUUCUGUUUGCGUGGACCCUGGAGAAGAAAACACUCCAAAAGAUAACAUUUUUGGUGGAGUGA